CUUUAUUUGCAUUUCAAACACUGACCCGUAGGUCAUGUGGAUUAAUUUUCUUUUGUGUUGUCCUGUCUCACUCGAGCCAGCGCAGAUAUCUCCUGUUUUGAGCCUCUAAGAUCUCAUUUAUCUUCACGAAACUUUAAAAACCACACAAUCCAAAGUCUUAUAUUUAUUUCUGCAAACAACUCCUCGUUCGCUAUAUUUAUUACUGGCGUCUAAAAACUCUGAGGGAACUCUCGAUUCGAGGAAUCUGCAAGAGCUGAGGAUGGAUAUCCAAGUUAAAGUUACUAGUCUCAGCUGUGUUGUUUUUGUCUUGUUGUUUAGCCCAGUAUUAUGUGCAAAGGAUGGAGAUGUCCGCCUGUUUGGAUCAGAUGAUGCCUGGCAAGGACGCGUUGAAAUCUAUCACAAUAAUGCCUGGGGAACCAUUUGUGAUGAUUUCUGGGACAUAAACGAAGGAACAGUUAUCUGCCGCCAACUGAACUACUCAGAUGCCGUCUAUAUGUACUCUGUUGCUUCGUUUGGUCAGGGUACAGGUCCGAUAUGGCUCGAUAAUCUUAAUUGCAAUGGAAGUGAGUCAAAAAUAACAGACUGUCCUCAUAAUGGUUGGGGAGUACACAACUGCAUGCACAAAGAAGAUGGUGGAGUGGCAUGUGUACAUCAAGACACUAAUCCAACCAAUACUGGUAGCUGCUCGUUUGAUAAUGAUCUUUGUGGAUAUAUUAAUGCUGAUGAUGAUGACUUUGAUUGGACUCUUCACCAGAACAGCACACCUUCUUUUGCUACUGGCCCUGCCCAUGAUCAUUCUACAGGAUAUGGUAGUUACAUUUACAUUGAGACUUCAUAUCCACGAGUACAAGGAGAAAUGGCUCGUAUAAUCAGCCCUGAAGUUAACAAUAUAAAAUGUGUGACCUUCUACUAUCACAUGAAAGGUGAAACUAUCUGUGAACUGAACGUUUACAUAGAUGAUGGAAAUGAUAGGAAAAUGGUUUGGACACAAAAGGGUGAGGCAUCGAAAGUCUGGCAGAAAGCAGUGAUUCCUGUUAAAGGAUAUUCAUCAUUUAAGAUAAUGUUUGAGGCUGUUGUUGGCACACAACACACAGGAGAUAUUGCAAUUGAUGAUGUGGCAGCCCUGACUACGAGCUGCGAUGCCCUUGUUCCUUCUGGUGCUAAGCCAAUACCCCCUGACCUGUCGAAAAUCAAAUCAACCAUUCGUCUUGUGGGAAAUCUUUCUUCAGCAGGACGAAUCGAAGUCCUUCACAACGGAAGAUGGGGCACAAUCUGUGGAAGACACUUCCAUCUUCCUGCCGCUAAAGUAGUUUGCAGACAGCUAGGAUUCUUGGAUGUUGAGAGUAUCGUACCAUGUUGUUCAAUCCAUAAACCAGGAAAGGGAAUUAUCUGGUUGGAUAAUCUUCAUUGUGAAGGCAGAGAAGCCGCCAUUACUUUGUGUCCACACCGGGGUUGGGGAGUCUCAUCAUGUGUUCAUAGGCAGGAUGUCGGUGUGAUUUGCAAAACCAAAGACACUUUAAAAAUGGUGCGACUCGCUGGUUCUGAGCACGACUACAAGGGUCGAGUAGAAGUCCAGAUUGGUGGUAUAUGGGGGACGAUUAUGGAUAUCGGCUGGGACAUCUACGAUUCAACUGUCGUCUGCAAACAACUCGGUUUUAGUGGCGCCUCAGCAGUGUAUAGUGCAGCACAUUACGGGGCUGGUAAAGGUCCGAUAUGGCUUUCAUCUGCCAAGUGUAUUGGUAAUGAGACUUCGUUUUCUCAGUGUAAUGUUACUCAGCAUCAGAUCCAGUGGAAUGGUCCGUGGUGGUGGAAUCCUCAUCGGCGCGAUGCUGGUGUCGAGUGUUACGAGCUUCGCCUGGCUGGAGGGAAAUCAACGAGUGAAGGCAUUGUCGAGAUCUUUCUUGGUACUUGGGGUACCAUUUGUAAUGAAAGGUUUGACAUGAACGCAGCUAAAGUCGUCUGCAGGCAAAUGGGGUACCGUGAGGUAGUAUCGAUAAAACUUGGAUACCCUGCAAACCAUACGAAUGGGACAGCUCCUAUCAUAACAAGAUUACAAUGUAAUGGUGGCGAAGCGGCUCUCGGUCUGUGUCAAUAUGUUCCUCUUUUUGGUAACAUACACAGUUGUACACACGCCAAAGACGCCAUGGUGAAAUGUGACGUACCUCUGCCAACAGCCAUUCCACCAGGACCGAAUCCAGGUAUGUGAUUUAUUCUGAACUGUCGAACUUGGUUCCAUAUU
Messenger RNA from Actinia tenebrosa (Australian red waratah sea anemone), 2239 nucleotides. Its product is annotated as scavenger receptor cysteine-rich domain-containing group B protein. The record is from RefSeq and is a predicted model, not a curated record. Gene Ontology annotation, cellular component: membrane. NCBI's taxonomy places the organism in Eukaryota, Metazoa, Cnidaria, Anthozoa, Actiniaria, Actiniidae.